Molecule: messenger RNA, 2465 nt
Organism: Monopterus albus (swamp eel)
Lineage: Eukaryota; Metazoa; Chordata; Actinopteri; Synbranchiformes; Synbranchidae
Gene: nle1
Product: notchless homolog 1 (Drosophila)
Exons: 13
Coding region: 87-1523 (478 amino acids)
Biological process (GO): ribosomal large subunit assembly; Notch signaling pathway
Cellular component (GO): nucleolus
Molecular function (GO): protein binding
Source: RefSeq, a predicted model, not a curated record
ACUACCGCAAAAGAAGAAGAAGAAGAAGAAGAAGAAGGAGAAGAACAAGAACGCACGUGGGGGGAGGUAUAGCCUGAAGAUAAAGCAUGACGAGUGAGGACGUGGAGCGGCUGCUGAUCCGGUUUCAGGACGAGGAUGGACAGAUUCUGGGUUCACCAUUUGAUGUGCCUUUAAACAUCACCCCAGAUAAACUGCAACUGGUCUGCAAUGCACUGCUACAGAAGGAUGAGCCAGUACCACUGGCUUUUUUUGUGCAUGGAGAGGCUGAGGUGGUAACCAGUCUGGGGUCUUGCGUGAAGGCUCUUGGAGUUGAGACCGAGCAGGUCCUGCCAGUUGUUUACCAGCCUCAGGCUGUGUUCAGGGUUCGAGCUGUGGCCCGCUGUACCAGCACACUACAGGGACACACUGAAGCUGUCAUCUCAACUGCCUUCAGCCCCACUGGCAAAUAUCUGGCCAGUGGUUCAGGUGAUACUACAGUACGUUUUUGGGACUUGACAACGGAGACGCCCCACCACACUGCCAGAGGGCACACACAUUGGGUACUGAGCAUUGCCUGGUCACCUGAUGGCAGAAAACUGGCUUCAGGAUGCAAAAACAGCCAGAUAUGUCUUUGGGAUCCUGUGACGGGUACACAGAUAGGGAAGACUUUGACAGGACACACAAAGUGGAUCACUUGGCUCUGCUGGGAACCUCUUCAUCUUAACUCAGAGUGUCGGUACUUAGCCAGUAGCUCUAAGGACGGUUCAGUACGUAUCUGGGACACUGUGUUGGGACGCUGUGAGAAGAUCCUCACUGGACACACUCAGUCGGUCACCUGUGUGAAGUGGGGAGGAGAUGGACUUCUGUACACCUCCUCUCAGGACAGGACAGUCAAAGUCUGGAGAGCCAAAGAUGGGGUCCAGUGCAGGACGCUGCAGGGUCACGCCCACUGGGUGAACACAUUGGCCCUCAGCACAGACUACGUCCUGCGCACUGGCGCUUUUGAACCUGCAACUGCCACUGUCAACCCCCAGGACCUCACUGGAUCAUUGGAAGAGCUGAAGGAGAAAGCACUUCAGAGAUAUAAUAAAGUCAGGGCGUCAGCUCCAGAGCGUUUGGUGUCUGGCUCAGAUGAUUUCACUUUGUUCCUGUGGAACCCUGCAGAAGACAAGAAGCCUUUGGCUAGGAUGACUGGCCACAGUGCUCUGGUCAAUGAAGUGCUCUUCUCUCCAGACACCAGGCUCCUCGCCUCUGCCUCCUUUGAUAAGUCCAUUAAAAUCUGGGACGGACGCACUGGAAAGUACCUAAUGUCCCUGCGUGGCCAUGUGGGAUCUGUGUAUCAAGUGGCAUGGUCAGCAGACAGUAGACUGCUGGUCAGUGGCAGCAGCGAUAGCACGCUUAAAGUUUGGGACAUUAAGACUGGACAGCUGAGCAUGGACCUACCUGGCCACGCUGAUGAGGUUUAUGCAGUAGACUGGAGUCCUGAUGGACAAAGAGUUGCCAGUGGUGGGAAGGACAAAUGUCUUAAGAUAUGGAGAAGAUAGCCACUACACCAUUCUGCUUAGUUUUGUGAGAGGAUUCACAUCUUCUAUUGUCAAGAAGCCUGAGAGGGUGGAGCAAGAGUGGCUAGACAGGACCUGUCCCCCAUUUGGCUUUGUUCCACUGUCUGUCAACAAUGACAGUGUUGCACAGAACUCUAGUCUGGCCAUAAUACAAAUGCCCUCUGUGGGUGUGAACCCUGAAAGACAUUAUUAAUGAUUCAAACUGAGGGAGAAUGUGAAAUGCAAGAGGUUAUAAUCAUCAAACAUCCAUUCACUGAGAUUCCUGCAAGUAGAGACUAGAUUUCAUAUUCUGUGUACUUCAGUACUAGCAUCUGAGAUUUUAAGAAUGAAAGGGUUUCCAUUCAUGUACAUAUUAAUUUGUACAUGUUGGGGCCCAUGACACAUAAGACUUUCUUCUAAUUUUAAACUCUUAAUACGAUGCCACCUCCAUAUGCAGAAACCACAUAUAGGGUUAUGUAUUUAUACCUGAAUACAUAGUUUGUGAUGAAUAUCAAAUAUUUCCCAAUAAAAUGAAAUUGGAUGCAUACAAAAAGAUGAAGAGGGAUUAAACAGCACAUCAGGCAAAGCAGCAUGUCUGUCCUCUCCUUCGCCUUUGGCUUUACUAGGUGGAACUGUGUUCUUCAAGUAACAGGUGGACUGGUGAGGCAACAGGUGCCGAUACCUUCUUUUGUGAUGUCAUUGCCGUUGAUGCUGGCCCGGCUCCUUCAGCCUUUAAUCUUCCCUGUUCUGCGGUCAAGCAAAGACUCAUCCCGCUGAUCUUUCUGCUUGUCUGGUGAAGCCAAGUGUGACACUGUGAUUCACAUCCCACUGUGAGGGGAAGAACAGGUUUGCCAUUCCAAGUAAAAUAGGUUUUAUAUUCUGUGUUCAAGUGUACAGAUUUUUAUUUGAAGUCAUAUCGGCCUCAAUACAUUAUUUUCAAUGCCA